GAGACCACGAAUUAAGCUUCAUCCCCACUACAUUAAUCUUUGAUGUUCAAUAUUUGGAUAAGAUAUUUCUUUAUUUGUUUGUCCCUACUUGGAGUUGCUGUCAGUGUUGAAGUUGUUGGGAUUUCGAUACUUUCCUCGAUAGACAUGAAAUUGCUUGAAUCGAAAAAUGUGUUUUCGUCUGAGAUAUUCCAUUUGGGAAGAACAUACUCGACGCCGUUUUUGAAUUUCAGGCACAUACUUGGCGUUAACUACUCUCCACAGUUCUGUUCUUGCAGAGGAAUAUUUCUGAAGGCUUCCGGUUCAAGUACUUCACAUAAUAAACUCUCAGAAGAAUCAUUUUCAUAUCAGGUCAAUGGAACAAGUGGGACUAGUUCAAUGCCUUAUUCUAGAGAUUUGAGAGUACUUGAUGCAUUUGACGAUGAGUAUGAGGGAGUUGUUGUUGAUCCACAAAAAUUGCCAGCUAACCCAGUUGCCUUUGCUUCUAUCCUUCAUGCCUCUCUGUCUCACUGGAAAAAGAUGGGAAAGAAGGGAGUUUGGCUUAACUUACCGGUGGAACGAUCUGAGCUUGUUCCUAUUGCUGUAAAGGAAGGGUUCCAAUACCACCAUGCGGAGCGAGGAUAUGUGAUGUUAACAUACUGGAUACCUGAAGGGCCUUGCAUGCUUCCUGCUAAUGCUUCACAUCAAGUAGGGGUUGGGGGAUUUGUCGUUAAUGACAGGAAUGAGGUUCUUGUAGUGCAAGAGAAACACUGUGCUCCAGCUUUUUUUGGUCUUUGGAAAAUACCGACUGGUUUUAUUCUUGAGUCAGAGGAGAUUUUUACAGGAGCUGUAAGAGAAGUCAAGGAGGAAACUGGGAUUGAUACUGAAUUUAUGGAAGUUAUAGCAUUCAGGCAUGCACAUAAUGUGGCUUUUGAAAAGUCAGAUUUGUUCUUCACCUGCAUGCUAAGACCCCUAUCAACUCAUAUCAUCGUCGAUGAUCUUGAAGUUCAAGCAGCUAAGUGGAUGCCCCUAGUUGAGUUUGUGGAGCAACCACUUAUACGCGAAGACCACAUGUUCAAGAAAAUCAUCGACAUCUGCAUUGCCCGCCUAGGGAAGCGGUAUUGUGGCUUAUCUGCUCAUACAGUGGUAUCCAAAUUUGAUGGCAUGCCAUCUUCCCUGUACUACAAUGUUGUAGAAACUCAAGAUUCCAAUUGUACAGGCAGUUGAAUGAAGCUGUUGCAGUCGGUACUUUGCAUUGCCACACAAUCCUCCUUCUUGUGUAUAACAUGUAAAUAUGACAGUGCUCUUUCUAAUGUAUAUUGUCUUUUAAUGUUA
Molecule: messenger RNA, 1311 nt
Organism: Alnus glutinosa
Lineage: Eukaryota; Viridiplantae; Streptophyta; Magnoliopsida; Fagales; Betulaceae
Product: nudix hydrolase 8
Exons: 10
Coding region: 43-1203 (386 amino acids)
Molecular function (GO): NADH pyrophosphatase activity; NAD binding; ADP-ribose diphosphatase activity
Source: RefSeq, a predicted model, not a curated record